Molecule: messenger RNA, 3403 nt
Organism: Amphibalanus amphitrite
Lineage: Eukaryota; Metazoa; Arthropoda; Thecostraca; Balanomorpha; Balanidae
Product: MFS-type transporter SLC18B1-like
Exons: 12
Coding region: 1496-2875 (459 amino acids)
Biological process (GO): transmembrane transport
Molecular function (GO): transmembrane transporter activity
Source: RefSeq, a predicted model, not a curated record
GUGGUUUCACGCGGUUCCAUGGUGUUCUCCCUUCAUUUUACGACUUACAAAUUGUGCUGGCUAAGUAUUUAAUAACUAUCGUGUGCAUUAAAAAAUUGGCUCUUCAUUAUGCAUGGAAUUGUGUGAACAAAGGCCUUUCUGAGUAACUGUGUGCAACUUUGCAAACUGCUGUAAUUGACUGGGUGGUGGGCCAGCCUCAUGCUUUCUCAUUCUUUCACUGUUGCGUAGCAAUGUGUUAAAAAAGAAGUUUCAAGGAAUUUCAUCAAUUGUGAUGCAUGGCGACACCUUUCGACUUAGCUGUGAGCAUAUUUAGUAUAAACGUAUUGCAAAGAUUGCGUACACUGGCUUUAUCUAUUUGCAAUGGCAGCUUUCGUACGACAUUGGUGUAUUGUCUUUUCUAUGUUGGUCACUACUCGUUUGUAUGUAUUUUUAGAGCCCUGACAGGCUGAUGAAGGAAGACUGAAGUCUUCUGAAAGCUAUCAUUACUAAGAAAUGAAGCUGGUGUUAUGACUUAUGAACAGUGAACAGUGUUCCAAAAUUUUAUUUCAGAGUGAAAAAUUGUUCUUGAAAAUUGGAGAUGAAAGUGGAAAAUUGAUUUCAGUUGGAUGCCAUUUCCCACCCAAAACUGGCAAAUUUUGGGACAUUGGUUUUGAACAAACUUAACAAUACAAUAUCACUGGCCCAGGCUCUAGCUGAAUAACAUCAACAUAUAACAUAAUACUUUGUGUAAGCAUCUCGUACAACUGUGUUGCUGUGAUAAUGAAUUCAAAACACAUGCAUCCUGCAUCCAUGAAAGUGGAUAGUAAGUAGAAAGAAGCAUUUGUUUCCACAUGUUAGUGAUAAUUGUGCAAUUUCUUGGUAAUUUUAGUUUGUAUGAAAACGCGUAAGAUUUAGGUGAUUGAAACUAAACCUGGAAGAUAAUUUUUAGGUCAAUUUUUACUUCUUUUUUAAUGCUGUUCUUGAUAUUCCACUUCACUCAAAACACACCAGUUCAUAAGUUAUUUCAGGGCUUUCACAGUAGCCAUGUCUUUGUGGUCAAUCAUCCUCAGAGCAGCCUGAGUCAAUUCCAUUCAUGACUUCCUUAGCCAUAUAUCUCUGAUCCUUUUUCAGGACAAGACAUGCACUACUACAUGUAUGCUGUGCCUGGCUCAAGAUUCCUAUAUGUAGCCAGGCUGCCCUACCGACACUGGCAAAAUGAAUGCUUCCUUGAACAAAGCUAACCAAAGGUGCCAUCAACUGUCUUAAUCUGAACAGGAAGGAAGCCUAGUUUUCAACAUAGACAACAGCUUGUGUGAAGCUGUCACUUUCAGGGUGUGCACCACCCAGUGUUCAUUUGUUAACAUCAAUAAUGUGUGACCACGAAAGGAAACCCUUCUGAAGGCGCGGAGCUGAGCGGCAGAGCGGCGGAGCUGAGCGGCAGAGCGGCGGAGCUGAGCGGCGGAGCUGAGCGGCAGAGCGGCGGAGCUGAGCGGCGGCGCAGAGCGACAGAGCGGCCAUGGGCGACAAAGGCUUCUCGCGGCAGCAGUGGGUGACGCUGUUCGUCUUCAGCCUGGCCGACUUUUGCUCGGCGGUCUGCGUGUCACUACAGGCGCCCUUCUACCCACACGAGGCCGAGAAGAAGGGCGCCACGGCCACCCAGUACGGGUUCGUGUUCGGUGUGUUCGAGCUGACGGUGUUCAUCGUCAGCCCCAUCUACGGAAAAUACUUGAACAAAUUGGGACCAAAGUUUGUCUUCAAUGCCGGUAUAUUUACUACAGCGUCCUGCUCGAUAUUGUUCGGGUUUCUUGACAAGGUGGAGGACACAAGGCUGUUCAUCGGGCUGAGUUUUGCAAUCCGUAUUGUAGAGGCGAUGGGAAAUGCCGGCUUCCUGACAGCCAGCUUUUCCAUAAUCGCCAAGGAGUUUCCCGACAACGUGGCGACCACGUUUGCCUCCUUGGAGACAUUCUUCGGCAUCGGACUGAUCGUCGGACCGACGGUGGGCGGCGCCCUUUACCAGCUGGGUGGGUACACACUGCCGUUCGUCAGUCUGGGCGGCGUACUGUUCUUCACUGCCGUUCUGACGUUCGUGCUGCUGCCCAACCACGACGACCACUCGUGCAAGGACAGCAAAGGCGGCGGCAUCCGGCGGGCGCUGCGAGUGCCCGGCAUUGCGCUGGCCGCCUUCUCUAUCAUCUCGGCGUCGUGCAGCAUCGGCUUCAUCCAGGCGCUGCUGGAGCCGCACCUGAGGCCGUUUGAGCUGAAGCCGGUCGUGCUGGGUCUGAUGUUUGUCAUCAACGGCGGCGUGUACGCGCUGUGCGCGCCGGCCUGGGGCUGGCUGUGCGACAACCACCUCCGACCCAAGGUGGUGACCGCCGUCAGCGCCGUCAUGGUCAUCAUCGGCUUCGGCCUAAUGGGACCGCUGCCCUUCCUCGGCGUGGCACCCUCGCUGGGCCUCAUCAGUUUCGCGCUGGUGGUGCACGGCGUGGGGUUCGGCGGCGAGGUGGUGGCCGCCUUCGUGGACGCUCACCGGGAGGCAGUCUACAACGGUUUCCCGGACAACUUGGACACGUACAGCAUGGUGUCGGGCCUGUGGACCAGUAUGUUCGCGUUCGGCGCGUUCGUCGGCCCCUCAGUGGCCGGCAUCCUGUACGACCACUUCGGCUUCGGCUACGCCACGCUGCUGGUGGUCAUCAUGCACGUCGUCCUGCUGGCGGCCGUGCUGCUGUUCCUGGCCACUCGGCGCCGGCCGGCCGGCCACACUCAAACGCCCGCCGACAAGGAGAAGGGCGGCGACGCGCCGGCCGACCAGGAGAAGCUGCCGCUGCUGACGGGCAGCUUCGACAGCAGCUACGGCAGCGAGGACAACGUCAGCACCUCCGAGCUGGUCGUCUGGUGAUCCCGGCCCGGCCGGCCGGCGCGGCGGGCCCGCGGCGCUGCGCGGUGACCGAGUCUAGCCCCCAGUGACCGAGCCUAGCGUCCCGGACAGAGCCUAGCCCCCUGGUGACCGAACCCGGUGACCGAGCCGGCGACCACUGCGUCGGGGCACUGGCAGUGUUCGUGCGGUCGGACCGGGCAGCCGCGGCACGAGCGGACCGGCGGCCGGCUGUAACCGCCGCCCGAACGCCCGCGCUCGUCUGCGCGUCUGUCUGCGAGCCCUCCAGGACACGCUGUUGCGGACUGUGGGCGGCAUUGUGACCAGGUUUCUGAGGCGAUGAAGCUUGCCAGGUGGGAGGGGGACGAGCGGAGGGGCGGGUGAGGCGACCGCCGCACUCCCCGCGGCUGGUAACUCUUCCCAGCCCUCUAUCCACUGCGGGUACGCAGUCAACAUAUCGGGGAGCGGGACCAGCUCAAUCGCCGUGCUGCCCUAUACCGCACUGGAGUUGUACCGUGAUGUGUUUGUGACAAUACACAGGGGAGGAGAACA